This is a messenger RNA of Kluyveromyces marxianus DMKU3-1042, 1119 nucleotides long. It is a transcript of the gene LYS1, whose product is annotated as saccharopine dehydrogenase (NAD+, L-lysine-forming). The record is from RefSeq and is a predicted model, not a curated record. The coding region runs from base 1 to 1119 and encodes 372 amino acids. Gene Ontology annotation, cellular component: cytoplasm. Gene Ontology annotation, molecular function: saccharopine dehydrogenase (NAD+, L-lysine-forming) activity. NCBI's taxonomy places the organism in Eukaryota, Fungi, Ascomycota, Saccharomycetes, Saccharomycetales, Saccharomycetaceae. The transcript has a single exon.
AUGACUGUGACACUUCAUUUGAGAGCUGAAACUAAGCCAUUGGAAGCACGUACCGCUUUAACUCCAACAACUACUAAGAAGUUGCUGGAGAAGGGUUUCAAAGUGUAUGUUGAAGAAAGCGCACAAUCCGCGUUUGAUAUUGAAGAUUACAGAAAGGUUGGAGCCAUUAUUGUCCCAACAGGAUCAUGGAAGACUGCUCCACGUGAUAGAAUUAUUAUUGGGUUGAAAGAAAUGCCAGAAACGGACACUUUCCCUCUAGUUCAUGAGCAUAUUCAAUUUGCCCAUUGUUACAAGAACCAGGCUGGUUGGGAGGACGUCUUGCGUCGUUUUAAGAACGGGAAUGGUGUGUUAUAUGACCUUGAGUUCUUGGAAAACGACCAAGGCAGAAGAGUAGCAGCCUUCGGGUUUUACGCUGGGUUUGCUGGUGCUGCAGUGGGUAUCAGGGACUGGGCUUUCAAGCAAACUCAUGCUGACUCUGAGAAUUUGGGCGCCAUCGAACCUUACGAAAAUGAGACUGCCAUGAUCAAGGAUGUUCGUAGAGAUUACCAGGAAGCUUUGAAGAAAGGAGCUAGAAAGCCUAAGGUAUUGAUUAUUGGUGCAUUAGGUAGAUGUGGUUCCGGUGCUGUUGACUUGUUGCGCAAGUGCGGUUUGCCGGAGGAGAAUAUUAUCAAGUGGGAUAUGAAGGAAACUGCUCGCGGGGGGCCAUUUCAAGAAAUCGCAGAUGCAGACAUAUUCAUCAACUGUAUCUACUUAUCCAAGCCAAUUCCCCCAUUCAUUAACAACAAGCUUUUGAAUAAUCCUAACAGAAGGUUGAGAACUGUUGUCGAUGUUUCUGCAGACACAACAAACCCUCACAAUCCCGUUCCAAUUUACUCUAUAAAUACAACAUUCGAUGCUCCAACAGUAGUGGUUCCAACAACUGCAGGUCCAAAACUUUCAGUGUGUUCAAUUGAUCAUUUGCCAUCAUUGCUUCCAAAAGAGGCCUCAGAGUCAUUCUCUCGUGAUCUCUUGCCUUCCUUGGAACAACUUCCCCAAAGAGAUACAGCUUCUGUUUGGGUCAAGGCAAGAAAGCUCUAUGAGAAAUUCUCCGCUAAGGUUGGAAGGACUUCAAAGCUAUAG